UUUGUCAUUGCCGUUUAAUUUUGAAAAACCUUAACUCAAUAUGUUUUGCACAGUCAACGAGAAGUGAAUAGGGGAUGUAAACGUAUCAUCAACAUGGAUGGAGCCCAAACGGUUUUGACUCAUCCGGCAGAUCAAACAGACCGUAAGAGUUUCACUUUCGAUUAUUCUUACUGGUCAUUUGACGGGUUUAAACAAGACCCGGUUAGCGGUAGGAACGUUCCUGAUCCCAAACAUCCUCGUGGCGAUAGUUACUGCGAUCAAGAGCGCUUAUUUGCCGAUCUUGGACGGGUAAUGUUGGCUGACACUUUUGAAGGUUACAACACGACGCUGUUUUCGUACGGUCAGACAGGUUCGGGAAAAUCCUAUUCAGUUAUUGGGUACGGCCCUAAUCAAGGUAUUAUUCCACAAUUCUGUCAUCAAGUUUUCCGUAUCAUAGAAGAAAAAACAUACAUUUCGCCAACCAAUACUGCCCAGUUCGAAGUUCGUCUCUCUAUGCUGGAAAUAUACAACGAAGUUGUAUACGACCUGCUGACCACAUUAAAAAACGGCAGAGGACUUAAAGUGCGUGAACAUCCAAAAAAAGGCUUUUACGCGGAUGGUUUGUCAGAUUUCCAAGUGUCGAAUUAUUCAGAUAUCGAACGUCUUCUCGGACAGGGAACGCUUAAUCGGACUGUGGUAGCGACCAAUAUGAACACUACCAGCAGCCGUUCGCACAUGAUUGUUACCAUUCGUCUCGUCCAGAAGGGGACGAUUAAUGGUGGCGAAAUGACUACCACAUCUGUUGUCAACAUUGUUGAUUUAGCUGGCAGCGAGCGCGUCAGAAAAACAGGUGAUAACGGCGGGAUUGCUGGGGAAGGUAGUGGGACCGUGAGUGGAGAACGGUUUCGUGAAGGAGUAUCCAUCAAUAAAUCGUUACAGAGUCUGGGGAAUGCAAUCCAUAUAUUAGCCGAAUCUUCAUCUGCAUCAUCGUCACAUUUCCCUAGCAAUAGCCAGAAGGGCCCGCGAGUUCCCUAUCGAGAAUCGGUGCUCACAAAGUUACUAAUGCACGCUUUAGGAGGAAAUAGCAAAACGAUUAUGUUGGCAUCCAUCAGUCCCGCUGAUAUCCAUUACGAAGAGACGUUGUCAACAUUACGUUAUGCCGAUCGAGCGAAGCAAAUCCGGACGCGGCCUACAAUUAAUAAAAAUCCAACCGAAAAAAUUGUUCGCGAUUUGGAGGGCGAAAACCAGCGGUUGAAAGCCGUUUUAACCCGUGGUAACAUUGAUCCUCAAUGGUUGAAAACAAUAGUAAACGGUCGCCAAACCAAUCCGCAAGCCAUGAAAGAGGCCAGAAAGAAGUGGGAAAAUGAGAUUCGAGCUCAGUUAUCGGAAAAUGAACGUGAAAUACAAUUGAUAAAAUCUCCUCUGCAUAAGGAGUUAAAACAUGUUGCAACAGAUGCGUCGAUUGAAAGUCAAGGUAAUAACGAACGCAAUGGGCCUCAUCUACAGAAUAUCAACAUGGAUCCUUUGCUGAAUGGACGAUGGAUCCAUUAUUUGAAUAAAGGCAUCACAUUAAUCGGGAAAACGCAAGCUGGCAGGUCGACUAUCGAAAUGAUCGGUCCGGGGAUGAAGGAGAAUCACGCUGAAAUUUCCGUUCACGAGAACAACGAAGUUACGCUUCGUCCACUGACAUUUGAUGGCAGAGUUUUAGUUAACGGAAUGCCAAUUGAGCCUCAAAUGGAAACGGUUCUCCAUCCGAACGAUCGUCUGGUUUUCGGAGCUACUCAAAUGUGGCUCUUUCGCCAUCCAGCAUUAGAAACAGAAGCCGGUGUCUCCGAUAGUCCCAUGAUUAACUAUGAUUUCGUUUUGCAUGAAAUGGCUAGCAAAUCAGGUUCAACAAUAUUUUCUAGCUUUUCAGACAAUCAAGAUUUACUGCAGGAAGAAUUGAGUGCCAUUUUGCCGUCGGUUGAAGAGGCUAACGGAAUCAGCGCUGAAAUGAACAAGCACGUGCAAUUCGAGAUUGUGCUCGUUGCACCGCAGAACUUCAUCGAUCCAGGUGGAAAAACGGUACCUAACCAAAUAUACAUCAAGAUGAAGAAUUUAGACCAUGGAACAGAUUACAUUUGGUCUAAAGAAAAAUUCUUGACGCGGUUCGAUUACAUGAAGGAAAUGUAUAGGCAGCAUCAAAUGGGAAUCAAUGGAGAAGAAGAUGACAACGACGACCUCCACAUAACGGAUGAACGCGAUCCAUUUUCUGAACCAUCCGAUGCUGUAGUAAUAAUAGGGAUGGCUCGAAUAUUCCUGCAGUCACUAGCUUACUUGGUGGAGCUACAAGAGCAUAUACCUGUGGCUGACUUGCGCGGAAGUAAGAUUGGGUUUAUAAAACUUGCUUUGAUUCCUUGUGCUGACCGUCAUGGACAUGAGCUCCAAGAAAAAGAUUUACUUAGUUCUUCAGACCAACUGAUUGGAAAAAAUCUUUUUUUUAAGUUCAACAUAAUUAGUUGUCACAACCUACCUCCUAAAUUCAGAGAUAUCCACUGCAAGUACAGAUUUUACGAUGAUAAAGUUGAGAGCAAAACGGAAAUGUAUCCAUAUUCUACGAACGUGAAAUUUAAUCACAGCCGAAUUUUACGCUUUGAACCCGCUACACGAGAGUUUGUGGAAUAUUUGAAUCAUGGUUCCGUAGUAGUGGAAGUUCUUGGUAGGCAUAUCAUUAACCCAGAUCCUGUUAACCAACCACGUCCAAUGUCCAAUCCCCUGAACACCAGGCAACUCCGCGGUGUAGCAGAUCACAAAAAUUUUACUCGAAAGGGUGAAUUACUGGUUCAAACUCCUGCGGCAAACAGUUUCGGAGGCGUUUUCGAAACGGUACAUGGGAGGAAGCAAGAAUUGAUAUCGGAGCUACAGCUAUUAAAACACAAACAAAUUCGACUUGAACAGCGCUUGGAUUUUGUUCGACAAAUGACCGAGCACUGUCUUCUCAUCGGACAGCAAAGCAUUCCAACUACAUUGCUUGAUGCAAUGCUUAAUGUUAACAACUCAGAAGAGGCUCGUGACAUUGUUCAACAGCUGCAAGCCGGAGAAGAUGGUGACGAAUGGGUAGAGUGGAGUGGAACAAAUCGUCAAAAAGAACAUCGAAGCAGCGUCUGUACCAUAUCAUAAGGCCAAGGCAUUCUUGACAGACCAUUAGAAACAUGGGAAAAUCCACUGUGUGAAAAAUCCUUGUUUUAUCCCGAUUUAAAUUAAGAUAUUUCUGUGAAGUUAUGCAGUACAAAAUGUCAAACCAGAUUAUCAUCACUGAAGAACAUUCGAAUGGCAU
This is a messenger RNA of Daphnia carinata, 3295 nucleotides long. RefSeq names its product kinesin-like protein KIF1A. Gene Ontology annotation, cellular component: microtubule; kinesin complex. NCBI's taxonomy places the organism in Eukaryota, Metazoa, Arthropoda, Branchiopoda, Diplostraca, Daphniidae. The record is from RefSeq and is a predicted model, not a curated record. The transcript is spliced from 20 exons. Gene Ontology annotation, biological process: microtubule-based movement; cytoskeleton-dependent intracellular transport. Bases 94 to 3138 code for a protein of 1014 amino acids. Gene Ontology annotation, molecular function: ATP binding; ATP hydrolysis activity; microtubule motor activity.